AUAGAUACAACGUUAAACAAGUGCCAGCGUAGGAAGGUCAAAUAAAGUGCUGGCAGAGACAAAAGAUCAGUGGCUGCGCUUGUGUGCGCGAGUCUUGUGUGGUGGAACAUUGUGCCGUGCACCGCUAGUCCUAGGGAUUUUGGUCGGCACCGCGUUCGAACGUAGCGCGAGAGAGCGAGAGACGGAUAAAAACAGCUGAUGCUGUGCGAGGAACACCGGCGAAAUGUCAAAGUCCAAGCAAAUCUUACUUCGUAUACAAUCUGCAGAGGGUACAAAACGAAUCGAGAUACAGACCUCUGACACGGUAUCACAGCUUUUUGACAAGAUUUAUAAUGUAUUUGAAUUACAAAGUUUUGGUUUUGGCCUUUACAAACAACGUAACCAAAAAGAUGAAAUUAUAUCAUCACGCAGCAGAACAAUUCAAGGAGUAGGAUUAAAGCAUGGAGAUAUGUUAUAUCUAUCACCGAUUAAUGGUGCUGUACUUUGGGAUACUAAAUCAACUAACAAUGCGUCCAAUGAUACCUCAUCAGAACCAAUGGAUGUCACUCCAAGUACAAGUAAAGUACAACAAGUUGUUAAUAGUUCUUUGCGGUCAUUAGCAAAUUCGUUCGAAGAUGAGGUUGAUCAACAAUUAUGGAAGCAAAAUGGAAAGAUACAAAGAAAACGUGAUGAGAAGUUUUGUCGACAUGGCACAAAUGCCUGUUGCGUUCACUGCUCACCAUUGGAACCUUUUGACGAGGCACAUCUCAAAGAGCAAAAUAUAAAGCAUAUGUCCUUUCAUUCUUAUCUAAGAAAACUUACAGCCGGUGUAGAUAGGGGUAAAUUUUUACAACUAGAAGACAUAAGUUGCCGUAUAAAAAGUGGUUGUAAAGAUCACCCACCAUGGCCCAAGGGUAUAUGUAGCAAAUGUCAACCUAAUGCUAUAACUCUCAAUCGACAACCUUAUCGACAUAUUGACAAUGUAAUGUUUGAAAAUGCUAAUUUAGUUGAGCAAUUUCUAAAUUAUUGGCGCAUCACAGGACACCAACGUAUUGGUUAUUUAUAUGGGAGACACGAAGUACAUUCGGAUGUACCUUUAGGUAUUAGAACAGUCGUAGCUGCAAUAUAUGAACCACCUCAGGAAAGUACAAGAGACUCAAUCGUUCUUUUAUCUGAUGAUAAAGAAACACAAAUAGAUGAAUUAGCUCAAUCAUUAAAUUUGAAGAAAGUUGGAUGGAUAUUCACAGACUUGAUUGCCGAUGAUGUUAAAAAGGGAACAGUGAAACAUGUGAGAAAUAUUGAAAGUCACUUCUUAUCCGCACAAGAAUGUAUUAUGGCUGGUCAUAUACAAAAUAAACUUCCUAACCCAUGUCGUUUUUCACCAAAUGGUCAUUUUGGUUCAAAAGCAGUAACAGUUUGUGUUACCGGAGAUGAUAAAAAUCAAGUACACAUGGAAGGAUAUCAAGUAACUUAUCAAUGUAUGGCACUAGUUCGAGAUGGAUGUUUAGUGCCAACAAAAGAUGCACCAGAAUUGGGUUAUGUUAUCGAAUCAACAGAUAAGCAGUUUGUCCCUGAUGUUUAUUAUAAGGAAAAGGACACAUAUGGAAAUGAAGUCUCCAGAUUGGCUAGACCACUUCCUGUCGAAUAUUUGCUAGUCGACGUUCCAGCAUCAACACCAUUAACGCCUCAAUUUACUUUCUAUGCUAAAGAUAAUAUAACACCAUUCCCUAUUGAAAAUAGAAUGAUCGAUGGCCAAUUCCAAGAAUUCAGUUCCUUGUGCUCUUACAUGCAGCAAUUUAAUUCCGAUCAGUUUCUUGAAGCCGUAUCUGAUUUUCAUCUACUCAUAUACAUAGCUUUUAUGGAUAUGUUGCCUCUAAAGAAUUUCAUGGGACCAUUAUUGGAAGCUAUUCGUACAAACGAUCGUCAAAAAGCUGCUGAAUGGGCACGCUCGGAACAUUGGGCUACAGUCGAAGAACUCAUUUCAGCAACAUCAUCCGUAGGCCCUUCGUCUCGCAAUGCAGUGUUUGGAAGUAAUGUAGCGGGCUCUGCAUCUAGUGGAAUCGGCAUUGGUACUGCAACUGGAUCUUCCGAUGACUCCAGAUCCGAUCGAGCAUGGUGGACUUGUGCACAUUGUACUUUCCUUAAUUCUGCAGAAGCAAACAUAUGUGAUAUGUGUGGUUUGCCGAGGAUUUGAUGCAUGCAGUACUUUAAUGAAAACUCUUGCCUACUAGUUAUGGAAAUUAUUUGUUCAAGCCAGUUAAACUUUUUAAAAUUCUCCUAGAUUGUUUUUAAAAUUUCUUCUUUUGUUUGCUUAAUUAUUUGGUGUUCUAAGACACAGUACUUCGUAUAUUCUAGAAUGCCGAUGUAAAUUUUCAAUAAGAUUAAAUCAUGGAGAUUGAACAUAAAGCAGCACAUAAUGAUCUAUACAUUAAAUGAUGACUGAUUACUAUACUAGCCACUCAGCAUUCUUAUUGAAAUUUGUAUUAACAAAGAACAAACAUGGAUAAACAAGAAAACUGUGAUAUGGAAAGGAAAGACAUCUCGUACAAACAUGGACAUAACUGCAAGGUUUACAAAACCUUUAUAUGUAAUUUAUUGUGACAUUACAGAUGUUUUUGCAAAAAUGAUUUUUUUGAUUUAUUCGCUAGUAAUUAGCGAAGAACAAAAAUACAUUAAUACUAAAGUCAUGUAGGUAACACUGAAAGGAAAUAAGAAAUUUUCAAUUUGA
Molecule: messenger RNA, 2707 nt
Organism: Ceratosolen solmsi marchali
Lineage: Eukaryota; Metazoa; Arthropoda; Insecta; Hymenoptera; Agaonidae
Gene: Npl4
Product: nuclear protein localization 4
Exons: 13
Coding region: 224-2173 (649 amino acids)
Biological process (GO): ubiquitin-dependent protein catabolic process
Cellular component (GO): nucleus
Molecular function (GO): ubiquitin protein ligase binding; ubiquitin binding
Source: RefSeq, a predicted model, not a curated record